Molecule: messenger RNA, 4403 nt
Organism: Egretta garzetta (little egret)
Lineage: Eukaryota; Metazoa; Chordata; Aves; Pelecaniformes; Ardeidae
Product: toll-like receptor 6
Exons: 4
Coding region: 767-2542 (591 amino acids)
Biological process (GO): inflammatory response; cellular response to bacterial lipopeptide; immune response
Cellular component (GO): membrane
Molecular function (GO): lipopeptide binding; transmembrane signaling receptor activity; Toll-like receptor 2 binding
Source: RefSeq, a predicted model, not a curated record
UCGCUGAGGGGAGGAGAGGGGUAACUUUGACAACGCUGGUGUGAUAACGCUCCUACUGAGGCGCUUUCAGUAUAAAUGAGUCCAGUCACUGAGCUGGCGUCAGUUUUUUAUGUAUUUUUUGUUGUUUGUUUGGUUUCGGUUUUUUUUUUUUUUGUAGAAAGUUUAAUCCUUCCUCAAAGCGAGCGGCCCGCUAACCGCCUACUGAAGCGUGUGGCUGGGGAAUGAAACAGCUGAGAUUUAGCUUUCCAGGUGCCGCUUUGCACCUUCGUUACCUCUGUGUUUACAGGAAAUGCUGCUAAAAGAAACUGGGAGGUGCGUACACACAUUUCCAGCAACGUGUGCCCCUACACUGUGAGAAAAGGCAGUUCCACAGUUCAUCACAGCAUCCUUUCUAUCGCUAUUCUUCCUUUGCCAAAGAAAGAAAUACUUACUUUUGCCACAGGAAGCAAAAUAAUACAUGUUGUGAAUCACUGAGGUGAGCUGCUAGAGGAGGUCAUAAAUAAAGACCCAGUUCUCAGAAGCAUGCUUCACCAGUAUGGAUCAAGCUACGUGACUUACGUGCUUAUCGGGCAAAGGUCUCUCAACGUUUCUCAUUAAAUGGAGCUUGUGGAAGAGUUAAAGGCAGUGUCUUAGGAGGAAUCACAACAGAUGAAGCUCAAUAGCUGGAGACUGGUUUUCCCCAUGAUGGAUGGAUUAGAACAAAGAUGGAAAGACAAGAAAAGUAUUGAGCAUCUCCAAGGAACCAGAAACCAAUGUGACAGAAAAUAUGAGCUCUCUCAGAAACUUUUUUCUUUACAAGUGUCUGUUUGCAUUAACUUUUUGGAACCGUAUCAGCCUGUCUGUGGAAAAUGAACUCUUUACAUCUGUUUCUAACAAUUUUCCAGAAGAUGGUUCUGACAAAAAAAUCAAGAGCCUGCCACUCCUGCGUACAAAUAGUCAUCAGUCCAAAGCUAAUUUUGAAUGGGUUGUAAUACAAAAUAGUACGGAAAGCCUGUCACUGUCAGAAAUCACAAAUGACAAUGUAGAGAAAUUGGUAGCUUUAUUAUCUAAUUUCAGACAAGGCUCCAGGUUACAAAAUCUGACGCUGACAAAUGUGUCAGUGGACUGGAAUGCUCUUAUGGAAAUUUUUCAGACUGUAUGGCACUCAUCCAUUGAAUACUUAAAUAUUAAGAGUGUAACACAAUUAUCAGACAUCAGAAAUUAUAACUUUGACUAUUCAGGUACCUCUAUGAAAGCAUUGACAGUGGAGAAAGUUUUAAUCACAGAUCUGUACUUCACACAGAAUGACCUAUACAAAAUAUUUGCAGACAUGAAUAUUGAAGCUUUGACGAUAGCUGAAUCGGAUAUGAUACAUAUGCUGUGUCCUUCCUCUGACAGUCCCUUUAGAUACUUAAAUUUUUUAAAGAAUGAUUUAACAGAUCUUCUUUUUCAAAAAUGUGACAAAUUAAUUCAACUGGAGACAUUAAUCUUGCAGAAGAAUAAAUUUGAGAGCCUGUCUAAGGUAAGCUCCAUGACCAGCCGUAUGAAAUCACUGAAAUAUUUGGACAUGAGCAACAACUUGCUGAGUCACGAUGCAGCUGAUGGGCAAUGCCAAUGGGCUGAGUCUCUGACAGAGUUGGACCUGUCCUCAAAUCAGUUGAUGGAUGCCGUUUUUGAGUGCUUGCCAGUCAACAUUGAAAAACUCGACCUACAGAACAAUCAGAUCAACAGUGUGGCCAGGGGGACGGCUGAGCUGAAAUCCUUGAAAGAGCUGAACCUGGCGUCAAACAGGCUGGCUGACCUGCCGGGGUGCAGUGGCUUUCCGUCCCUGGAGUUCCUGAACAUAGAGAUGAAUUCAAUCCUCACCCCGUCUGCCGACUUCUUCCAGAGCUGCCCAAGGGUCAGGGAGCUACAAGCCGGGCACAACCCGUUCAAGUGUUCCUGUGAACUGCAAGACUUUAUCCAUGUGGAGAGGCAGUCUGGGGGGAAGCUGUUUGGCUGGCCAGCGGCAUACGUGUGCGAGUACCCAGAAGACUUGCGAGGAACACAGCUGAAGGACUUCCACCUGACUGAACUGGCUUGCAAGUUUCAUGCAUUUGUUUCAUACAGCGAGCGCGAUGCAUUGUGGGUGAAGAACGAGCUGAUCCCAAACCUGGAGAAGGGGGAGGGCCGUGUACAACUGUGCCAGCACGAGAGAAACUUUAUCCCCGGCAAGAGCAUUGUGGAGAACAUCAUUAACUGCAUUGAGAAGAGCUACAAGUCGAUCUUCGUGUUGUCUCCCAACUUUGUGCAGAGUGAGUGGUGUCACUAUGAGCUGUACUUUGCCCAUCACAAAUUAUUCAGUGAGAAUUCCAACAGCUUAAUCCUCAUUUUACUGGAGCCGAUCCCUCCAUCUAUUGUCCCUGCGAGGUACCACAAGCUGAAGGCUCUCAUGGCGAAACGAACCUACCUGGAGUGGCCAAAGGAGAGGAGCAAGCGUGCCCUUUUCUGGGCUAACCUGAGAGCCGCUAUUAGCAUUAACCUGCCAAUGGCUGAUGGAAGGAGGUGUGGGGAAACAGAUUAAGAAUCUUUCCAAUGGAUUUUCUUCUGUUUUUUCUUGGUGAAGCAAUACAUACUUUAUGAUUUCCAUUGGUUGUCAAUGUAACAUUUUGUUACAGAACCUUCUUUCUACAUACUUGUCUAUGCUCGCUCCUAACUGUAGGCAAAAUUCAACUCACCUUACUGGAAGUGUCUUGAGGCUGAUAAUAAAGAUAGCAAGUCAAAGAUGAGUUUGGAUGUGGAUUUUGAAAUACAGCUAGAAAUACCAUAGUGAUUUUUUUCUCAGCAGAAUAAAAUCUGGAGCACUUGGUAUAGUCAUGUGGAAGAGUGCUUGAGUUGCUGCAGAGUUUGCAGAGCUGCAUUCAUCACAAGGCUUAGGCAGCUUGGUCACAGGACCUUUUUUGCUGAAAGUAGGUUGCAAGAAAGAAAAUUACACAUCCUAAGAAGAUGUCUAGAAGUCCAGAGCUUGAGAUGAUUCCUGGGUAGUGUUUUCUCUGAUGAUCAUAGCAAACUUCUUCUUUGCCCCCAGAAGGGCAGGUGUUUGCUGUCUGGAACACCAGACUUAAAUGACCAGCAAGCAGGAAGUUUUCCUUUCAAAAAUGCAUUUCAACAUGAAGACGAGAGGAGAAGGGAUGUUAAGAUGAAAUCCUCACUUAGUAUAGAAUGUUUGCAUUUUAUCUCGUUCUUGACUUCCGUUCUUAUUAACAAAAGACUUUAAUUUUUAUUUUUAUUUUGCCUGAGGUCUAAGCAGGCUGAGGUCUCUUGACGUCAGGUCUUGAACUGUGAGCGACUAUUUAAUGAUUUUUUGGGGAAAGGUAAAAUUUAACACCUUUAGCUCUCUCAAAAUUAAUAUAACACACCUAUUACCAAAUUGCAGGCAUUUCAUUCAGGACUGCAGAAAUCAAUGUUUUCUGUGUUUCCUCCUUCCCCUCCAAUUAAUGCCUCAGUGUAUGACUCGUUUAACCCUUAGAAAACUGAAGAUGAACAUACUUAAAUUGGCUUGCCUAUCCCUUUCACACAACCAGGGACAGCUGGGUUGUUACACAGUGGCUUGCUUGAAAAUUUUCUUUGAAAGCCUCAGAGUUUUAGGUCAGCAGCCCUUGAAACUUCUGUAUGCAGUUAACAUCACCUGUUCUGUGUGAAGCUUUUAAGAACUCAUAUGGCUUCUUCUGCUGGCCGGAGGAUAGAGAAACCCUCUGAAAGUCCAAGUGUGCAGGAAAAUCCUUCCUGCUACUCAGAUGGGAGUGCACAGCUGUUGCCAAAAAUUAAUUAUUUCUUUCAGAAGUGGAAGGUUUUAGCAGGGGUUUGCUUGCCACUUUGGAAAGAACUUGGGAACUAUGUGACCUCUGGCAGUGUAGCUGAUGCAAUCAUAAGCAGAAAUAUAUAAUUACAGGUUUCUGGUGUAUGUCCAAAAUCAUUUUGUGAAUGAUGUUGGAAAGGGGGGCUUGUAAUGAGCGUGGGGAGCAAUUAAAACUUGUACUUUGGAACCAGAAGCCCACAUACUAUUAGGUUUUUGUACAUGCUAUGUGCCAGAUAAUUGACAAAACAGGUACCUGUGUAGUGAAUGACUGCAUCUGGUUUCUCUGAUUCCACAGGAGAGAAUGUGUCUCAAGCAAUGCAUACCAGAAUAUUUAAAACAAUUAUUUUAGCCUCCACCAUACUCUGAACACUUUCUAUAAAAGCAGUUUUAGUCCAAGAAUAAGUUUUUCCUGUGCGUGAGCCCAUGUGUUAGUCUCCCAGCCCAUGUCAGCCACUCUAUCUCCGCCCUGGUGAUGUGAGUCUGCAACUGGUUCUGCUCUGAAAGCUGUGGCUGCUGAUGCACUCCAGGUAUCAGGAAAAGGGAGUAUGUAAACAUAUUCUGAUGUCAGAUACUGUAUCAGAGCAGA